Symbiodinium sp. CCMP2456 is the source of this 642-nucleotide messenger RNA. The record is from the annotation of a GenBank genome assembly. Lineage: Eukaryota; Dinophyceae; Suessiales; Symbiodiniaceae.
AUGCAAAGCGGUGGCACGAAAGAGACCAGCAGGCUCCUCAUCACCUUUGCCCGAAAGGGCAGAUGGGAGGGCGAUGCUGGCAUGAAGCAGCUCCUCGCAGAGGCUGUCAAAAUGCACAUCGAUCUAGACUACUCUGAGAAGCCAUACUUCCGGUCCGCCUUGUGGGAGGCAACAUGGAGAAAUCACGAGGUCAUCGUCAAGGCCUUGGUGGAGAAAGGGGCCACCAUCGAUUUCAAGGACUACCAGGAGCGGACGCCACUACACGAGGCGGCCUACUACGGCCACUUGAACCUGGUGGAGUACUUCAUCGAGAAGGGCGCUCCUAUCAACGUCCUAGACAAGUUCGGACAAACCCCCUUGUUCAGAGCUGUGGACGGCGGCCGGCAUGAAGUUGCAAAGUUCUUGGUUGAAAAGAAGGCCGAGACCAAUUGGCUGGACAAUGACCAGUGCUCCGUGCAGCACUGUGCAGCCUUUCAAGGUUUCCCUCAGCUUUCCAGCUGGUUGGUCUACAAAGGAGCUUGGAGGAAUCGCUUUGCCAUCGAAGGGGUGGAUGAGGCAGAGAUGCGCUUCACGGGCCCCGGGGAUGGCGAGCGCUCAGAGGAGCGUCAGAGGACCGAUGCAGCCCUCGAUGAGAAGGAAUAG